Hyla sarda is the source of this 9342-nucleotide messenger RNA. RefSeq names its product purinergic receptor P2X 2 (gene P2RX2). The record is from RefSeq and is a predicted model, not a curated record. The transcript has 13 exons. Gene Ontology annotation, molecular function: extracellularly ATP-gated monoatomic cation channel activity; purinergic nucleotide receptor activity; ATP binding. Gene Ontology annotation, cellular component: plasma membrane; nuclear inner membrane. NCBI's taxonomy places the organism in Eukaryota, Metazoa, Chordata, Amphibia, Anura, Hylidae. The coding region runs from base 6270 to 7589 and encodes 439 amino acids. Gene Ontology annotation, biological process: monoatomic cation transmembrane transport; response to ATP.
AAUCGGUCUAACUUUCCGGAGCCAGUUGAUAUAUAUAUAAAAAAAGUUUUGCCUGGAAUACCCCUUUAAACAACACAAUGUAACUCCAAAUCAAUCACACUUCUGUGAAAUCACACUGUCCACUGAUUGACAAUCAAUUUCACAUGCUGUUGUGCAAAUGGGACAGACAACAGUUGGAAAUUAUAGGUAAUUAGCAUGACACCCGCAAUAAAGGAGUGGUGACCACAGACCACUUCUCAGUUCCUAUGCUUCCUGGCUGAUGUUUUGGCCACUUUUUAAUGCUGGCGGUGCUUUCUCUCUAGUGGUGGCAUGAGACUGAAUCUACAACCCACACAAGUGGCUCAGGUAGUGCAGCUCAUCCAGGAUGGCACAUCAAUGUGAGCUGUGGCAAGAAGGUUUGCUGUGUCUGUCAGGGUAGUGUCCAGAGCAUGGAGGCGCUACCAGGAGACAGGCCAGUACAUCAGGAGAUGUGGAGGAGGCCGUAGGAGGGCAACAACCCAGCAGCAGGGCCGCUUCGCUACCACUGCAUUUGUGCAAGGAGGAGCACUGCCAGAGCCCUGCAAAAUGACCUCCAGCAGGCCACAAAUGUGCAUGUGUCCACUCAAAUGUUCAGAAACAGACUCCAUGAGGGUGGUUUGAGGUCCCCAUGUCCACAGGUGGGGGUUGUGCUUACAGUCCAACACCGUGCAGGAUGUUUGGCAUUUCCCAGAAAACACCAAGAGUGGAAAAUUCACCACUGGCACCCUGUGCUCUUCACAGAUGAAAGCAGGUUCACACUGAGCACAUGUGACAGAGUCUGGAGACGCCGUGGAGAAUGUUCUGCUGCCUGCAACAUCCUCCAGCAUGAUCGGUUUGGCGGUGGGUCAGUAAUGGUGUUGGGUGGCAUUUAUUUGGGGUGCCACACAUAUGCUGGUGCGGUUGGUCCUGGGUUCCUCCUAAUGCAAGACAAUGCUAGACCUCAUGUGGCUAAAGUGUGUCAGCAGUUUCUGCAAGAGGAAGGCAUUGAUGCUAUGGUCUGGCCCGUCCGUUCCCCAGACCUGAAUCCGAUUGAACACAUCUGGGUCAUCAUGUCUCUCUCCAUCCACCAACGCCACGUUGCACCACAGACUGUCCAGGAGUUGGCAGAUGCUUUAGUCCAGGUCUGGGAGGACAUCCCUCAGGAGACCAUCCACCACCUCAUCAGGAGCAUGCCCAGGCGUUGUAGGGAGGUCAUACGGGCACGUGGAGGCCACACACACUACUGAGCCUCAUUGUGACUUGUUUUAAGGACAUUACAUCAAAGUUGGAUCAGCCUAUAGUGUGGUUUUCCACUUAGAUUUUGGUUGUGACUCCAUAUCCAGACCUCCAUGGGUUGAUAAAUUUGAUUUCCAUUGAUAAUUUUUGUGUGAUUUUGUAGUCAGAACAUUCAACUAUGUAAAGGCGAAAGUAUUUUAUACGAUUAGUUCAUUCAUUCGGAUCUAGGAUGUGUUAUCUUAGUGUUCCAUUUAUUUUUUUGGAGCAGUGUAUAUCUGGUACUGAUAAUAGUAUCAUCACAGUGUAAUUUUAAUUCACUGUUCAUAGGGUUUAUUUGACAAUAAGUAAAAGUUAAUUUUUAUAGGUGGGCACAAUAUAAAGGGGUGUUUGUUACUCGGGGCCUUGGCCCAGGAGUUGGUGGUUUUUCUAUUAAAGGACCCCUUACCCUCCUUAGGGUUUUUUGUUGAUAGCAUUGGGAGUUAUUAAAUAGAAGAACAUGGGAAUUAGGAACUACUAUGAGAGGCUCAGCAGUAUGAGAGGGAGCACAAUAUGAAGUGCAUAAGAAGAUAGAGAUACAUAGAAAUACAGGUGGAGAAGCACAGCUAUGCUUGAUGUCAGGCAUGCAUGAUGGGAACGGUAGUCUGCUACCCACAUGAGCUGCAGCUAAAGCCAUAUCUAGUCUGGCUGUGAAGAAGCACAUAAGGAGAAAAGGUAUGACAAAAAGGUAAGUAUACAUGUUUAGGCUGUAGGAUUAGUAUUAUACUGCUUUAUUGUGUAUAAUGACCCUGCAGCCACCAUUCAAUUUUUUGCUCCAAACUCCAGAAUUCCUCUGUAACUGCAGUAUUCAGAGAUUACCACUAGGUGUCAUCAAAGGCACAUUAAAUCAGGUCUAUACACGCAUAAUAAUCUUACAUACAUAAGUACACCAGUCAUUCCCUUACAUAAAGUAAAAAUAUAUGUUUGACUAGUCUGACAUAUUGGCUGGCUUACUAUCAGCUUUACAGAAAAACUAUCCGAGAAAUCUGAAUCCUAUGAGACCAAAGUCUUAGCUUGCAAAUGAAGAAAGAAUGUAGAAGUUAACUAGUUGUGCAGAAGACUGGUACAUAAAGGGAUAUACAAUUCUAUGAAUUUACUUCAAACAAAUGUUCUAUAAGGUGUUAAUGCAGAAAUGAGGAUAUGUAUCUGUAUAUUUUAUGUUGUUUUUCAUGUAUUAGAAGAUUUGCCAUCUUAGUUGAGUGGGAAAACGCUAAAUGCUGAUACCCUCUGCCCACUCGCAGUCUGACCAGAUGUGCCAUACCCACUCAGCUGCCCUUUUGUUGCACUGUUGUAUUUUCUAAGAUGUUCUACAAGUGUCCUGAUGUUUCAUUAUUAAGAAGAAGGAAGCAGGCUGCCUGGGUUCCAGUACUGUCUGCCUGUAGUGGCAGAAUAGAUUUUUGGGGGUUUGGUAUUGUUUCAGCACUGACUGUUUGAGUACUUUUCUAUGCUGUACAAUGUAAUGCACCUCACAUAGUUAGGUAUAUUGCUCUGAAGGAAAUGCACAUCAUGUGGACAUUUCUUUUUUAGUUCACCCUCUUAUGACUGUUUCACGUGUUUGUAUUGUUUGCAAUGUUUUGCCUCUAGUGGAUUGUGGAAUAUUCACAGUCAAAGGCCAUUUUCACAUAGCAAUCUAAACUUUGAAAUAAAAAAUGUGCUUAGAACCUAGCAGGAAUAAUAAAAUCUUUACUUUUUAGACAAAGUCUAUAUUAUCUGUGCACUGAGAUUUACUGGUGGUGAUCAUGAUAUACGUACAGAUUUCUUUUUCUAUAAAAUAUAUGUUAUAUAUUAAAUAUCAGUGACUCCAGGUGACAUAGUUAUAUAGUUAGUACGAUUGGAAAAAGACAUGUCUGUCAAGUUCAGCUCAAUGAAUAAAGGGAAGGGGUAUGGAUUGAUGAAGGGGAUGGGAUGUGAUAACUGAUAAUUGAUCAUUUCUACAUAUGCAUUAAUGUUAUUAUUCUCUAAAAAAUCUUUUUACUGUGACCAGUUCCUGAGGUAGACUUUUCCACAAAUUCACAGUUCUUAUAUUAAAGUAGGCUUGUCUUUUUUGCCAGGCAGAGGCAGUGUCCCCUUGUCUUUUUUUAUUUUUUUUUUAUUUUUUUACCAGGAACAGGAUUUUUCCCAUAUUUUUUUGUAUGGUCCAUUUAUUUAUUUCAAUAAAUUGGUCAUAUACCCCCUUCUCUUAGUCUCUUCUCAAGACUAUACAACUGUAAUUAUUUUAAUGUUUCCUCAUAACUACAAUGUUCCAUGCCCCUUAUUAGUUUAGUUGAUUUUUCCAGCUCCAUGACAUCCUUUCUAUGAACCGGAGCCCAAAACUGAACAGCAUAUUCCAGGUAAGGCCGUACCAAUGCUUUAUAAAGGGGGAGUAUUAUGUCCCUGUCCCUUGAGUCCAUGCCUCUUUUUAUACAUGACAAUAUCCUGCUGGCUUUGGAAGCAGCAGCCUGACAUUGCAUGCUAUUCUGUAGUCUGUGAUCUACAAGUACACCCAGAUCCUUCUCUACCAGUGACUCUGCCAGUUUAAUCCCCCUAGUGCAAAAGUGCAUACUUGUGACCACUUUUGCCUUGUUUACUUCUGUGUACUCUUAAUUUUGUGGGAUGCAAUAGCAUAGCAUACCAUACUUUACUAUGCUUCUUGAGAAACAUAUACCUCCUGUAUACUUUAUUGUUUUUACAUUACAGUAAAUGGAAAACAUAUGAAAAUGUAAAGGUUUAUGUUUCACAUAUGCUUUUUUUUAAUUUUCCAGUAUGCGCAGUAACAUGAUAUGAAUUUCAUUCUACAACUUUAUUUACAAGCAAAAUACUUUACAGGAAAAAAAUAUUUUUUUUUAGUAUAAAAUAUAGAAAUGUAUAGUUAUAAGUUCUAAAAAUACAAAGAACAAUACAAAAAUGUCAUGUUUCAGCUUAAUAAGCAUUCCUUGGAACACUUGUUCCCCAUAAUCGGCUUGUGUGAAAUGGUCUAAUGUCAGCUGCCGAAUGAGCUAACGGUGGUGUUGGCUGAUGGAUCUCUUUGUGUGGCCAAUGAAAUGAUUGUUAUCAGCUACAUAUCGCCUUAUGUAAACAGGAUAUGCGGCCGACAAUGAUGGAGUAUAAGGGCUGCACAAAUGGCCGAGCCUUGUAAAUAGUAAACAAGCUCCGUCCAGCAAGAUCGCUUCUCAUUAUCGGGUCUUAAAAGGCCUUAUGACAUGUUCCUUUGUCAUACUUUGUUUUACUUUUCUUAUUUAGUUAUGCGUUGUCACAUUAUGCAUGAAAUUCUCAGUGCUGCUCAGGGGCUAACAGGGAAUUGUUUGGGUACAACGAUUGGCCCCCAAUAAUAUAUAAAAGAGAAAUUGGGUCAGAUUUAACAAAACCUGACCAGAGGUAAAGACACUGAGUUGCCCAUAGAAACCAAUCAGAUCGCUUCUUUUAUUUUUGAAAAGGCCUCUGAAAAAUGAUCUGAUUGGUUGCUAUGGGCAACUCAGCAAUUUUUCUUCUAGGCAGGUUUUUAAAAAUGUGUCCCAUGAUUCCCAUGAAGAAAUUAGCAAUAUAAUUAUACACACACACUUCUCCAUGUUAGCAGCCAGUUGUGUCAGGGUAAGGACAGUGAUCUAAAGUGUUCUAUGUAUAGGAGAAUAUCCACCCCCCCAUAUACCGAACAGGUAUAUCUACACAUAUCACAUUAGUUACUGUACAUCAUAGGUUAUUUUAGGUUUAGUGGUCAUUUAAACUAUCACUUGAAAUAAAAUGUACUGUAUACAGAACUUAUAAACUGAGAAAACUGAAAUACAUUCGUUUAAAUGGGCCUAGAAAUGGGAAAUCCCUUGACUCUUUUGUAACCCAAAGUUAAGAUUACAUUAUAAAUAACUUUGCUACCAAAAAUGUGUAUAUAGCACAGUAGCCACAUAGAGCAUUGUGGUAUUCUUGUAUGCCUAAUAUAAUAAAAUACUUUAUAGUGAGUGCAAAGAAAACAAUGUGAUUAUGUGGUAGCGACAGGAAUUCAGCUGCAUGUUAGUUCUGUCUGUCAUAAACCAGUGUUUUCCAGGACCACAUACAUCUGUGUUACAUCUUCUGUGAUGCCAUACACUGGAUCAUGCGUAGUUCUGCAGCGUUCAUCGCUGAAGGCUUUUAUGCAGCGCGUGAACCAGCCCUGUUCUAGAAUAAAUCUCUAAUCUCCAGCAAGAUAGAUAUUUUUGCAAUGUGUCUUUUGUUCCAUUUACAUGGCUGUUCCUACUGUUAAGAAAUUUAUUUUUAUUUAAAUAAUUGGUUGUUUACCUGAACUUUUGUCCACGUAGCUUUUUUUUUAUCAGUGUUUUGAGUACUGUUUGGCUUUUACAUGCAGUUUUUUAGAUUUUUCUUCUGCUAUACCGCUUUCCUUUGAGAUUCCUUGACUUUCUCUUUUAGUUUGCGCUCUCUGCAGUUUCUUCAGCCGUCUUCUUCUUGACUUUGCAUUGUUUGCCAGUGACGGAGGGCUAGAUGUAAGAUUGGGUAUAUGUGAGCUGGAUUCCACCCUCUGUCCAUCUUUGUGACGUAUUGAGGCAGAUGUGUGACCUUCUGGAUUGCUGGAGUUGAAGAUCUCUGGAUUGUGAAGCUCGGCUUUUGGUACAGUGCCAUUAUUUUUGCAACUAGUAAAAAGAUACAUAGAAAAAUUGGGCAUUACUACAUAUUACUGAAUAUUACUGUGCAACUAAAGCUUGUUUACCUCUGCCAGCAUUUCAAUAGAACUAAGCCCUUACAAGUAGAGCAAAUUCAGUAUUAGAACCAGAAACUCACCCUCCCCACCAGUACCACUCUACACACUGUUCCUCCUCUCUCAGGCUGAAGCAGGGCAUUUCCAAGAUGUUGAAAAACACGCUGCCAACAAUUGAGGACAUUGUAUCAUUAAGGGCGUGAAGACACAGUCUAAACCUAAGGAAACAAUGAAGACAUGAGACCAAUGGUGCAUUCUAUGAAAAUUCUGGCACUAAAGCUACAAAGCAGGAAUUUUGAGAUCACUUGCCAAUUUGUGAUUGUGGACAGGACGUUGGCCGAUGACAGGCUGCCGAACCCGCUCCCUGACAUGGUUUGGGCAAUUAUGGGAGUACGAGACCCCCAAAGUAAUUGUGGUCAAGAAUCGUCAUCUUGGAACCAUAUACAGACUAUUGCAGCUUUUGAUAAUAGUGUACUUUGCUUGGUAUGUGUUUGUGGUCCAGAAAGGAUAUCAGGCUCGGGAGACAGGUCCAGAGAGCGCUGUUAUCACUAAAGUCAAAGGGGUCUCUAUGUCCAAAGUCCAAAGAGGAACUAAGAAGAUCUGGGAUGUUGCUGAGUAUGUGAAGCCUCCAGAGGGCGGCAGCAUUUUCACCAUCAUAACCAGGACAGAAAGCACCAAACUCCAGACCUUGGGAACCUGCCCUGAGAGUAAGAGUGUUAUUGAUGCUCGCUGUGUCUCAGCCGAAGACUGUAAAAAUGGAGAGAUGCAUGUGCUUGGUCAUGGAGUGCAGACCGGGCGCUGUGUCAGUUCACCUCGUGGAUCACUUAAAACUUGUGAGAUUCUUGCAUGGUGUCCGCUGGAAGAUGAAACUGUGACUAGUGAGUCAUUGCAUGAGUUUAUCCCAAGCUUCACCAUCCUGAUCAAGAACAACAUCCAUUUCCCUCAGUUUGGAUUCUCCAAGGGUAACAUCGAGGGGAACGAUGCCUUGAAGAAUUGUACUUACCACCCUGUACACUCUCAUUCAUGCCCAAUUUUCACCAUGGACUUUAUUGUAAAAGAAGCUGGUAUUAACUUCACAGAAAUAGCAUAUAAGGGAGGAAUCAUUGGCGUUAUCAUUAACUGGAACUGUAAUUUAGAUUUACCUCCCUCAAAGUGUCGUCCACAGUAUUCAUUCCGACGCCUCGACCUGCAGAACAAUAUUUCUACUGGUUAUAACUACAGGUUUGCCAAGUAUUACAACAAGAAUGGUUCAGAAGUCCGCACGUUAAUAAAAGUUUAUGGAAUCCGUAUUGAUGUCAUUGUGCAUGGACAGGCUGGAAAGUUUAGUCUCAUCCCAACCAUCAUUAACUUGGCCACAGCCCUGACUUCCAUUGGUGUUGGUUCCGUGUUCUGUGACUGGAUACUGCUGACCUUCAUGAACAAAGACCACAUUUACAGUCUCAGGAAAUAUGACAAGGUUUGGAAAUUAGAAGAGACAAAUACUGCAACAGUUACCACAGUUAGCUCUCCCCAGGACUCACCCGCUACCUCUGAAUCCCUCUGCACCAAUCAUGAUCCUCCAUUCAAAGACAGCAGUCCUUCAUCCAAGAGUGUCACAGAUCAAGAGGGCCAUCAAGAGCAAUCACAAAGUCAUGGGACAAAGCCUCCACCAGGAAGCUGACAUUUCAAAGAGAGGCUUAAACUCUCUAUAAAGGUCUAACAAUUUUUAUCGAUGAUUAAAGACUCAGGAACGUACAAAUUACUGUCUCUGUCUGGGUUUAGUCUGGAUGACUUUAAAAGGCUCUCAACUUAAAAAAAGAAAACUGGACAGAAGUAAAAGGAAUCAAGGACUACCACUCAACAUUGGACCACCAGCGCUAACUGAUGUCACACUCUCUUAGACAAUGCACAACCUUUGCUCUAAACCCUAACUCAUAUUUACUGUAAUGUAUUGCCUCUUUUUGUAAAUAUAUCUCAAACUAUAUUCCCAUUUGUCAUUUUUUACAGUUCCCGGAUAUUUCCUAUUUUAUUCCUUUCUUUACUACUUUAGCUGCUGCUAAAUUCUUACACGACCUAUAAUCAUAUGAUCUACCUAUCCAUUACAUUUUCUUACUUCUAGCUACUUCUGCCAUCUUUCUUUUGGGACCUCCCUUCUUUUCUUUCUGUUUGAGAGUCCAGGACACUCGUCCUUUGGGGAUUCAUGAGCAGGGAAAUCAUAAGCAAUGAUCUUUCUCUGUAGAUAACAAGAUUUAACAGUAAUUAUAAAGAUCAGGACCUGUGGUCUCAGAUUUACUUCCAUUACUUUGUAAUCUACUUACUGCACAACAUCUUUUUUCAUCUAAUUUUACAAGUGAAAUGGAAGCCUUGUAUAUUAGGACGCCUCACAGGAAUAUUAUCAGGAGAUGUAGUAAGUGCUGAGAACUGUCCAUAAAUCAAUUAUCAAGUUGCUUGUGGUAUUAGAGUGGCCAUAAUGAAAUUCUGAGCAUAUCUCCUAGAUGAAGCCUAGCUGUACUGUCAGUUUUCAGAAAAAGACACCAGCUAAAUAUAUAUAUAUAUAUAUAUAUAUAUUGGGGCGCAUAUCACCCCGAACAAUUCAUAGAGUUCAGGGGAACAAACCUAUAAGAUAAGUACUAGGACAGAUGUACAGAAUACCUGGGCUAUAAAAGUGUUGAAUGUUCUUAAAAAUAGCAACAUGUUACAAAGAUGUCUCUAUAUGUGAUACAGAAAGAACACACCUGAUAAUGGGGAUGUAUGAAUUCCUUCUAUUUUAGAACUGAAAUAAUUUAAUGUUUGCUUCUUACUAACCAACAUCUAUGAAGAAAAACUUUAGGAAGAUGAUAAAAAUUUGCUAUAUGAUCUUUAGAGGUCUUAAAGGGGUACUCCGGUGGAAAACUAAUUUUUUUAAUCAACUUGCUCCAGAAAGUUAAACAGAUUUGUAAAUCACUUCUAUUAAAAAAAAAUCUUAAUCCUUCCAGUACUUAUCAGCUGCUGUAUACUACAGAUAAAGCUCUGCACUUCUUUCCAGUCUUACCACAGUGCUCUUUGCUGACACCUCUGUCCGUGUCAGGAACUGUCCAUUGCCUUGGUGAAUAUUCAUACUGCUAUCUUUUAAGACAAAAAAAAAAAAGGAUUGAAGUAUGAUUCAGUCCUACAUGUGGUCAAGCCCUGAACACAAAGCCUUUAAAUCUAUAAUUUAUACCACUUCAAAGGGUAUAUCUGACUUUAAACACUUUUUAACAAUGUACAUAUAGAAUCCAUGUGAAAAGUUGAAUAACGUUGUAAUUAUAUUUUAUUUAUUGUGGACGGUUUCUCUCUGUGUGUCAGUCUUAAAUAUAAUCCAGAACUGAAUUCACAAUUCUGAAAGCUUCAGAACUAAAAUCUCCCAGAAUUAUUCUGAAUGACUGUAAUCUUUGUACUAAUGAAUUAAGAAGCGC